GAAUAGACCUCGGCUUCACUUGGCCCUGGGCUACGAGAGAAGAAGGAGCGCCCAUCACUAGAAAACAACAGGCUACAAACGCAACCUCGAUGCUGCUGUCGAAUCGUUCCUAGCGAAAUUGAUCGAUUCCCCAGGAGAAAAAAGUGUCCGUGCGUUUUGUUUUUCGUUUGGUGUGUCAUAUGUUAUUUUCACGCUGUGUCUGUGUGUUUGUGUGUCUAUCUGUGUGUUUAAAUAGCUAUUUUAUUGUGUCUGUGUUUGUGUAGCGGUCAGUAUUUUUGUGGGUUAAGGUGGUGCUGUGCAAAAGCAUAAAAUAGAAGGAAAAAAGAAGAAGAUCAAUUGAAAAGUGUCCAGAAGUGUGCAACAAACGACAGUGUUUUUCACAUGAGGAAAAGUGCAAUUGUGGGGCAGUGUGAUUGAAAAAGGCAAACCUUCCCGGCUUCAACGAACGGCUUCAGGAUGGAUAGGGCACGUUGCUAAGACGCGCGCUAGGAGAGGCAGCUGUUUGCAACGCGCGCGGAUCUGCUACAGCGACAACGGAAACCGACGACUGCCAGCGGAAACUGUUCCAGGUGGAAGAAACAACACAUUUCCAACGGUACCGUCGUGUUCGUUGGCCUCUUCCAUACCACACCGUGUCAUCUGUGGAUCCCGAAAAAUCGCAAGCACGGAAGACGUUUCUGUCCCGACCGAACUCAAGGACAGGGAAGCAUUCGUGUAUAAUUUUGUCCAAGGUCGUCGUGUGACAAUUUUGCCUUUCGACAGCGAAUUAUCGGAUUGAUGGUGUCCCGCAGCUUAAGAUUAACCCAUAGAACGCCAACCACACAGUGCAUGCGAACGCGUUACGUUGUCUUUGUCGCCGUGCCGAAGAAUGGCAGAACAAUGUACCGUCAGCAUUGAAGACAGCAAGCAGCACCAACAAGAGCAACCCGCCAUCUCCCAUGACGCUUCCUACCCCGCCAGCCGGAGUCCUCUAAGGAGCAGCAGUAUCAAAUCGCCCACAACGUGCGUGACGGCAACAGCAACCAGUGCGACGAUCACCAACACCGACGACGACGCCGCCGCCGGCAUCGAUGUUGCAGUGGAGGAUGAUGGCACCGAUGGUACCAGCACACCGAGGACAGCUUGCGAUCAUCGUUCGACCACCACCACCACCACCACCCCAACCAGUGGUGUGACCCCACUGUCAUUGGCCGGGGAUGACAGCGAUGGCGUGAAGCAGAAGCCCUACCGGUUGUUCUCGUCCAACACCGCCGACGAAAGCGAUCGGACGCAGCAUCACCAGCAACAUCAUCAUCAUCCUCAUUUGCUACGCAUGGACAGUAAUGGUAGCGAUGAUAUCGAUGGUAGUCUACGGCACGACGACGGGCCGGUCGACCGGCAGCAAAUGGAGCGUCCCAUCCUGCUGGAAACACCCGCAAUGGAGCGUGUGGAAGAAACGGACGGCGAAGGUGGUGUGGUGAAGCUGGAGCGUUCUGCUGAUGACGAUGGGGAGGGUGGCAUUGGCGUCGGUAAGCUGGCGACCAUCAGCGAAAAGCUGGCCGCAGUCAAACCGAAGCGCCUCAGCGAUGAAUUCUUCUCGGCAGACGACGAAAACGAUGACGAGGAGGACGAGGACGACGACGAGGAGCGUGAGGAGGAUGAAAGCAAACCGAACGCGGGCGGCUGCUCCGGUGGACCGGAUCGGAUGGUCGACAGUGAGGCUCAGGCAAGUCUGAGUGAGAUUAAAAAUCUCAGCAUCACCUGCUGCGGGAAGGUGAAGGAAGAGGCGGAGGACGGCGUGCAUGAGCAGGCUGCCGGUUUGUGUCCUUCCGGCUCCAAGGACGUGAAGCUGAACGUAACGGAGAUCAAGAAAGAGGAGCCGUUCCGUGCGGUUGACAGCAACAUCGAAGAUCCGGCGGAACAGCACGAGGAUGCCGGCGACGCUGAAGACGACGAUGAAGAGGCGGCAGAACUUCUGCUGGACGAUGUGCAAUCGAUGGACGCGAUCGAACGACGCGAUUUCGAGCAGGAGGGUGGCUUUUUGAUAAGAAACAGAUCACUGAUAUCUGGCGAUAGACUGAAUUUAGAAUUUUUAAAUAACACACAUCCCCGUCCCCCGUCGAACGUCGAGCGUACCGAGACGCAACCGGCGGAUCCGCAACCGGCAUCAUCGGAUGGAGAUGGGCCCGGCACUGGAGACACCUGCUCGCAACCGGCUGUCGAAGAUGUUCCAGCUCCAACAUCUUCUUCCUGCUCCUCCUCAUCCUCCUCUUCCUCCGCAUCGGUGGAAACGUGUACGGCGGCGCUGAGUGCGAAAGCGCCCGCACAGCACACAACCACACCAACGAGCAGUAGAUAUCAGCACAAGAAUCAUCAUCAUCAUCAUCAUCAUCAUCAUCAUCACCACAAGAAGCAUCGGGAGGGCAAAAAGGGGGGCAGCAAGAAGCGCGUAAACAGCACUGGUAGCGAUAGCUUUAGUAGUAGUUAUAAUAGGGAAACCGAGAACAUUUGUACAACCAGAUGCGCCGUGUACGAGCUUACGAUGGCCCUCUCCGCUAGUCUAGCUAAAUGGAACGAGCUGAAGUAUGAUCAGCUGGAGGCGCGUACCGGAGGCUCCAGCAGCACCAAGACGUCACCCGUGUCGUGCACAUUUGCCACCUCCUCCUCCUCCUCCUCCUCCAACGCGUGUUCGGCCGCUUCCUCCUGCUCCUCGUCCAACCACAAGCCGACGGGCACGCAACCCGCCAAAAAGGAAAGCAACCCGGAGCUUGCCGAUGCCUUUCUGAACGCGAACUCGAACGAUAGCGUUUCGUCGGAACGGUCCCUGUUUGGCGUGCAUGGCACGGCGGACGAGGAAACCACACUCACCACGGCCGAUGUGCAGGCGAAGGACGACGAUGCGCACACGCAUCACGAUCCCUGCUCCUCCACCUCGUCGACAGCAUCCUACUCGUCCUCGUCCUCGCCGGCCCAUUCACAGACAGCGCCGGCACAGCACGACGAGGACGUGUCGAUGGUGAUUUGCUCCUCGGCCGUUCUGCCACCGACUGCAUCGCAUUCGGCCACCUCCUCGGUUUCCUCAGCUCACGAAGAGCCGGUCACCAUCAAACGGGAACCGCCGGUGGACGGUAAACCCUUGUGCGGGGAAGACGACGAAAACGAGGAGGAGGAUGAGGAGGACGAAGAGGAGGCAGAGGAAGAGCGCGACGAGGAAGAGGAUGCUAAGGCAGUGAAUGUAAACGCGGCGGAACAAUUGUCAACGGCAGCACCACCUUCCAGCUGUUCCGGGGGAAGAACCAUCAAGGAGGAACCAGCGUCCGGUACGUCCGGCAAGCUAUCCUUCAGCUGUGCUUUUCCCAAGGAGGAGGGUAGCAAACCGUUGCUUCCAUCCACUUCUGCCAACGGUGGUGGCAUUGUGCCGAAGGUGGAGGAGGUGGAAUCGAAACCUCGUGCCAGUGGGUCCUCAGGACAGCAGCAGCAGCAGCAGCCACUGCCGCUACCACCGCAACACUCGCAACAUCACCAUCGACGGCAGAUUCAUCACCACCAUCAUCACCGUGCGGCUGGAGCCGGCGAAGCAACGAUCGCCACCUCAUCCGCACCCUCCUCGUCGUCUUCGCGUGUGGUAACGGUGAAUGCUGCGGCGGUUCAGGCUGGCCCAGCAGCGAGGGAUCCCGCGGCGGUGCCGGAAGUUGUGGUAGCUUCCUUCCAUCAGCAGCGCGACGCCAGCACAAACACCUCGAACUCGCCCGAAUCCAGCGAGCCGGAGAUCGAUGAGGAGGACUGGGCGGACUGCGAGGAGGGCACGGACGAGGAGGUGUGUACCUGCCGAGAUUACACGGACGAGGAUGGGUUUGCUAGCAGCGAGGAUGAGCUGCCAUCGCGGGAUGUCGAUCUCUCGAGCUACACGCACCUCGACACGAUAUCGGACGAUCUGUUGCACGACGCGCAGACGCCGCGGCUCCACCGGAAGCGGAAGCUGACGGAAAAUCGAACGAUACUGUACGGAGGCGAUAGUAGCAGCCCGUCGGCCGAAUCGCUGGCCUACAGCAGCCGCAAACGGUUGGCACUGGAUGGAUCGACGACCGUUACGGCCACGGCGGCUGGUGGUACCGGCAACGGUGCGUCACCAGGAUCGGCAGCAGCAGCCCCGGGAGCAGCAACGGGAGCAGCAACCACAACCGUACCAUCAACCGCGGUGACGCCUUUAUCCAAUGGCGGUGUAUCGACCACGCCGCGCUCAUCUUCCCUUCGAAGCCCAAUGAGCAUUACAACAACACCAACCUCAUCCACAUUGGGCGAACGAAAAACACCAAGAACCAUUAUUCCGACCAAAGAUAAUCCUCCUCCCGAGCUAAACGAAUGGUUGAUGCAAUUCCAGCGAUGGACGCACGUGGAGCGCUUGCUCGCGGUGGAUCGUUUGAUCGAGCACUGCGAACCGACCCAGGUGCGCCACAUGAUGAAGGUGAUCGAACCACAGUUCCAGCGCGACUUCAUCUCGCUGCUACCGAAGGAGCUGGCGCUGCAGGUCCUCUCCUACCUGGAACCGAAGGAUCUGCUGCGGGCCGCACAAACCUGCCGCAGCUGGCGCUUCCUGGCGGACGACAAUCUACUGUGGAAGGAAAAGUGCAAGGAGAGCGGUAUCGGUAUCGAACCGUCGACGGAUCGUCCGAAGCGGGGCCGCACCGGCAACAUGCCACCGAUAUCAUCGCCCUGGAAGGCGGCGUACAUGCGCCAGCACAUCAUCGAGAUGAACUGGCGCUCGCGACCGAUCCGCACGGCGAAGGUGCUGAAGGGCCAUGACGAUCACGUCAUCACGUGCCUUCAAUUUUGCGGCAACCGUAUCGUGUCCGGGUCCGACGACAAUACGCUCAAAGUUUGGUCCGCCAUCACGGGGAAGUGCCUUCGAACGCUUACUGGUCAUACGGGCGGUGUGUGGUCGUCGCAGAUGUCGGGCAACAUCAUCAUCUCCGGCAGUACGGAUCGUACCCUGCGCGUCUGGAAGGCCGACACGGGCCAGUGCAUGCACAUACUGCACGGUCACACAUCGACCGUGCGCUGUAUGCAUCUGCACGGCAACAAAGUCGUCAGUGGUUCGCGCGAUGCCACGUUGCGCGUGUGGGAUGUGAAUUUGGGCACUUGCUUGCACAUGCUGGUGGGCCAUCUGGCUGCGGUUCGGUGUGUACAGUACGAUGGUAAGCUGAUCGUGUCCGGUGCGUACGACUACAUGGUGAAGGUGUGGAACCCCGAGCGGCAGGAGUGUCUGCACACGCUGCAGGGACACACGAACCGUGUCUAUUCGCUGCAGUUUGACGGUAUUCAUGUGGUGUCCGGUUCGCUGGAUACGUCGAUACGCGUGUGGGAUGCGGAAACGGGCUCCUGCAAGCAUGCGCUCAUGGGCCACCAGAGCCUCACGUCGGGUAUGGAGCUGCGGCAGAAUAUUCUCGUGUCCGGUAAUGCCGACUCCACCGUAAAGGUGUGGGACAUCAUUACCGGCCAAUGUCUGCAGACACUGUCAGGACCCAACAAACACCAGUCGGCCGUCACCUGUCUGCAGUUCAACUCGCGCUUCGUCAUUACCAGCUCGGACGACGGUACCGUGAAGCUGUGGGAUGUAAAGACCGGUGAAUUUAUCCGCAACCUAGUGGCACUAGAGUCGGGCGGGUCCGGUGGCGUCGUAUGGCGUAUCCGUGCAAACGAUACGAAGCUGAUCUGUGCCGUUGGUUCGCGCAACGGUACGGAGGAAACCAAACUGAUGGUACUCGAUUUCGACGUGGAAGGUGCCUGCUUGAAAUGCUCAUAAUUUUUAAGAUGACUUCUGCUACUCCACAACACCGCCCUACCACUCACAGCUGCUGUUUCUGCGCCGCUAUACAACACACACACACACACACACACUGCGCUUUAGCUUAAUUUUAACCAUCCGUUUCCCUCACCCUUUCCCCCCCCCCCCCCUGCUAAGAAACCGAUUCGCGUAUAGCAAGAAGAAAAGAAAGCCCGCGCGAGCAGGAUAUACCACCAACACACCAAGGGUAAGGUAAGGGCCCCGCUCAAGUCAUUCAAAGCCUUUUGCUACGCUGCGCUAGAGACGGUUUCCACGUUCACGCGAAAAGAGGUGGUAAGCCGUUGGAAGCCGGGGUGGUGGUGGUGGCCUUUAAAUGGUUAAACAAAUGUAGAUAUGGCAGAGCCAGGCCAGAGACGAUCUGUGCCGGUGGCAGCAAACGAGACUGGCAAUAACGUGUGCAAUAACGUGCGCGCGCUGCUAGCACAAACGUGGAUGGAAGUUAAGCUUUUCUCUCCAAUCGAUCACAAUACAGCGCGCUCGGGUUUUUCUUUUUUCAUUUUAAAUUUUCUUCUCGCCUUUGAGCAUACCGAAAACCAUGUGUUUGUUCAGUGGCUUUUUAUUCCCCCAACCAAACCCCUCGUACCUAACACUCUUGCCAGAGAGACGACAAACUCAUAGGCAGUGGCGCGCGCGGUGGUGAUUUUUUAAAAAUAUUUUUUAAAUCGUUUUAUUCCAUCCACACAUUCACCGUCUGUUUGGUGUGUGUGUGUGUGUUUGUUGUGUUUCGGAUUGGUAGGACUUGUUGAACCUGGUGUGCGUAAACUCUGUUACUUUCUGUUUACUCUCUGUUCUAUUUUAUCUGUUUUACAGUUUUUAAGCUGUGUGUAUGUGUGUGUUUGUUAGUGUGGUUCUUCGUCUUUUUCUGUUCUGUUACCCCCUACCAACCGUUAAUGUGUUUCUUUAAUUUAAAUUUAGGACAAAAACUGUUUUCUCUGUUAUUAUCAUUGUCUUCCCUGUUCUCUGUCCUCGUCUCUACCGCAUACAUUUGCCCUUCUCGUGUGAAGGGCACUUUUUUCGAACCGGCGGUCAAGUUGCUGCAUACAGUCAAACAAUGUUUAAUCUAUUUAUUGCAAACCGUGCCCCCCUCCCCCGUGCCGGCAAACAUCAAAUUAGGACUGCUGCAAUUUAUACAAACACUCACCCAAACAAACGAAAGAGAAUAACACUCAUGGAUAGCAAGCAAGCAACAAACAGUUCGUUGAUAAUGCUUUAUUUUUUAUGCGUAACGUUAGUGUGUAGUAUAGUAGUCAACCGCGGCAACGGCAACGCAAAAACGCAGGAGGAACCCCGAUCGCCCCGCUUCCCCCACAAAUGUAUGGGCGUGGGCUGUUGUUGAAGGCAAUAUAAUAUAACUGGAGGAUUUGGUUGCGGGGGCUGGGAAACUGAGUGAGGGGGCGGGUAUUAGGAAAGGAUUCAAAUAAGCAAAAAGCAACAAAAAAGAAGAAAAACAAACAAUGCGCUGCUGCUCACAAACACAAAACCCAACCAACCGCUGCUACCACCCACAAAACAAGCAGGAAGGGAGCACGGCGGAACAAAAACAAAACAAAACAAAAAUAUUAAUUCUAGUGCGUAAGUGGACACAUCGGUCAGGAUAGCGAUAUAUGAAUAUAUAGUGGUAGGUUGUAGUAUAACCGCUGAUACAAAGGAAGAGAACGGCGCAACCCCAGCGCCAAACACACCCUCCCGUUAGAUUAGUCGGUAAAAGGAGAGGGGAAGGUGGGAAGGAGGUAGGAACGGAUUACAAGGAACAGAGAGAGAAAGGAGGGAGGGGGGGGGGAAGGAAUGGACAAGCUGAGAUGAGAAUGGAAACUGCUUUCGGUUCAGUUGUUACGUUUUCUAUCUCUCUCGUUCUCUCUUUCUAUUUCUCAUUCUCGCUCUCACUCUCACUCUUACAAAGCCGACAGGACUGCCAGGACGAUAGGAGAACUAGAUUUUAUUUCCCCAACGCUAAAUUUUACCUGUUUUUGUUUCCCAAUAUCUAUUGUCUUUUUCUUUUUAAUUCUCAGUUAUCGAAAUUCGGAAGUUCUUCUUACUGUGUUUUUCAUUUGUGUUUUUCGUUUUGUUCCUCUUUAAAUGGAAAGCGCAAUGUGUUUUAGUUAAUUGAAUGGGAAAACCGCUCCUCUCCUCGGUUUUUCUUCCUAUUACGUUUUGUGCGAAUUAUAGCAUAUAUGUGUGUGUGUGUGCGUACGAUAGGUAGGGGGUUCGGGGUAGGUACCGUUUUUCACACUUUUCUGCGAGUGAGUUUUUCUUUUUUAGUUUUCUGUUUUAGUAGAGAAAAGAUGGGAAGAGGAAAGUUCGAUUACGAUGCAGAGAAGCCGAAGGUGAAAUGUGAACUGUUGCAUUAGUUAUUAUCGUAGCUAAAAAACCGAAACACACGUAUUCCAAGCAGCAACACACAAACUCAGAACAAUAAUGCGCGCGCGCAUAACGAUACAGAAAGAAAGAAAUUCAAUAACACAACAACAAGAAGCCCUUAGCAAAAACAUGUAAA
Molecule: messenger RNA, 8318 nt
Organism: Anopheles stephensi (Asian malaria mosquito)
Lineage: Eukaryota; Metazoa; Arthropoda; Insecta; Diptera; Culicidae
Gene: ago
Product: F-box/WD repeat-containing protein 7
Exons: 11
Coding region: 869-5782 (1637 amino acids)
Biological process (GO): proteasome-mediated ubiquitin-dependent protein catabolic process; ubiquitin recycling
Cellular component (GO): nucleus; cytoplasm
Molecular function (GO): ubiquitin binding
Source: RefSeq, a predicted model, not a curated record